AUGGCGGCGGCGGCGGCGGCGGGGUCCUCCAGGCGCGGGCCGAUGGACGACGACAAGCUCAGCUUCGAGACCUCGGCGGGGGUGGAGGUCGUGGGGAGCUUCGACGCGAUGGGCAUCCGCGAGGACCUUCUCCGCGGCAUCUACGGCUACGGCUUCGAGAAGCCCUCCGCCAUCCAGCAGCGCGCCGUCGUCCCCAUCAUCGCCGGCCGCGACGUCAUCGCCCAGGCCCAGUCCGGCACCGGCAAGACCUCCAUGGUCUCCCUCUCCGUCUGCCAGCUCGUCGACACCAACAUCCACGAGGUGCAAGCAUUGAUACUGUCACCAACUAGGGAACUUGCCACGCAAACAGAGAGGGUGAUGCAAGCUGUUGGGAACUACAUGAGUGUGUCUGUGCAUGCCUGUGUCGGUGGCAAAAGUAUCGGUGAGGAUAUUAGGAAGCUUGAGGCUGGAGUGCAUGUUGUUUCGGGAACCCCAGGCAGGGUAUGUGAUAUGAUCAAGAGAAGGACCUUGCGCACAAGAGCCAUCAAGCUGCUAGUCCUGGAUGAAGCCGAUGAGAUGUUGACCAGAGGUUUUAAGGAUCAGAUCUAUGAUGUCUACAGAUACCUCCCCCCAGAACUUCAGAUAACUAGCAAGUUCAUGACUGAUCCAGUCAGGAUCCUUGUAAAGCGUGAUGAGUUGACCCUAGAGGGCAUCAAACAAUUCUUUGUUGCUGUUGAGAAGGAGGAAUGGAAGUUUGAUACUCUGUGCGAUCUUUAUGAUACACUGACCAUCACUCAGGCUGUCAUUUUCUGCAAUACUAAGAGAAAGGUGGAUUGGCUUACUGAAAGGAUGCGCACCAACAACUUUACCGUAUCAGCUAUGCAUGGUGACAUGCCUCAGAAGGAAAGGGAUGCAAUCAUGAGUGAUUUCAGGAGUGGCACGACCCGUGUUCUGAUCACAACAGAUGUUUGGGCUCGAGGGCUGGAUGUUCAGCAGGUCUCUCUUGUCAUUAAUUAUGAUCUCCCGAAUAACCGUGAGCUUUACAUCCAUCGCAUCGGCCGCUCUGGGCGUUUUGGGCGCAAGGGUGUGGCGAUCAACUUUGUGCGCAAGGAUGACAUCCGUAUCCUGAGGGACAUUGAGCAGUACUACAGCACGCAGAUCGACGAGAUGCCGAUGAACGUCGCCGAUCUGAUCUGA
Molecule: messenger RNA, 1176 nt
Organism: Triticum turgidum subsp. durum (durum wheat)
Lineage: Eukaryota; Viridiplantae; Streptophyta; Magnoliopsida; Poales; Poaceae
Source: the annotation of a GenBank genome assembly